Messenger RNA from Anopheles nili, 1574 nucleotides. RefSeq names its product NADPH:adrenodoxin oxidoreductase, mitochondrial (gene dare). The transcript is spliced from 6 exons. Gene Ontology annotation, cellular component: mitochondrion. Gene Ontology annotation, biological process: ubiquinone biosynthetic process. The annotation marks the transcript as partial. Lineage: Eukaryota; Metazoa; Arthropoda; Insecta; Diptera; Culicidae. The record is from RefSeq and is a predicted model, not a curated record.
UUGCUAGGAAAAAUGUUUCCCUUAACGUGCUCGGUGAAAGUUUUACAGAAAUGUAUCAGCAGGAAUGCCAGCACGGCUAUUUCAACAGUGAAGCCUCGAAUAUGUAUUGUCGGUGCUGGUCCUGCUGGGUUCUAUACUGCUCAGUAUAUCCUCAAACAUUUGACUAAUUCCUGUAUCGAUAUCGUUGAAAAACUACCGGUCCCAUUUGGAUUAGUGAGAUUCGGUGUAGCUCCAGAUCAUCCUGAGGUAAAAAAUGUCAUCAAUACAUUUACAAAAACGGCAGAAAAUGAGCGCGUACGGUUUCUUGGAAACCUGUGUCUGGGAAAGGAUUUCACGUUGACAGAGUUAAAGGAAAGGUAUCAUGCUGUUUUGCUGACCUAUGGUGCUGAGCAAGACAAUACAUUAGGAAUCCCGAACGAAUCUCUACCCAACGUUUUAUCGGCACGUGAAUUUGUUGCUUGGUAUAAUGGGUUGCCUGGAUUUGAAAAUUUAAAUCCGGAUUUAAGUGGUAAAUCUUUAACGCUAUUAGGACAAGGAAAUGUGGCUGUAGAUGUGGCACGUAUCGUUCUUUCUAAUGUAGACGAACUGAAGAAAACCGACAUUACUGAAUAUGCUCUAGAAGCACUUUCGCGAAGCCAAAUUGAAAAUGUCAACCUCGUUGGACGUAGGGGUCCACUGCAGGCGGCGUUCACUAUAAAAGAAUUGCGGGAAAUGUUGAAAUUGUCUAGCUGCACCACCAGCUGGAGGGUGGAUGAUUUUGACCAUGUAGAAGAAAACUUAGCUGAUCUACCUCGUCCUAGAAAACGUAUCACGGAAUUGAUGCUGAAAAGUUUAGCAGAACAAAACCAGCAUAGAAACCCUCAACAAGGGCGUCGUUUUCAACCCAUCUUUUUUCGAUCACCAGGUAGUUUCGUCGGCCGAGAUAAGGUCGAAGCCAUUGAGUAUAUCGUCAAUAAGCUCGCGGAUGGCCGAGCUGUUCCAACAGACCAACGAGAAACUAUUCCGACUGAUCUAGUUUGUCGCAGCAUUGGUUACCGAGCAGUCAGUGUAGACAAUCAUAUCAAUUUUGAUGAACGAAGGGGUUGCAUCAACAAUGCGGGAGGUCGUGUGUUGAAACGGAAUCUCACCAGAAGUGAUCGAACGAUCGAUGAUAUUGAGGACAAAUACGAACCCGGUUUAUAUGCAUCCGGUUGGUUAGCAACCGGACCAACAGGAGUUAUACUCACAACGAUGAAUAAUUCUUUUGGUGUUGCCGAAAUGGUGUGUCGAGAUUUCAACAGUAACACCAUCCGCAUGAAUGAUUCCCGGCCAGGAUUAGAUCUAUCCAGCAAAGCAUACGUUAGCUGGAAUGGUUGGAAAGCUAUUGAUAGUGAAGAAGUUAAAAGGGGGCAAGCUAAGGGAAAGCCACGAGAGAAACUCACCUGCGUAAAAACCAUGUUACAGAUUGCAUCUAAUGCAAGCGAAUAGAUUCUAUAAGAACAUCGCCCCGUAUUUGUUACUGGUACCUGUGGUUCAUACUUGAUCAUAUUGUUAUAUUAUUCGCUUUAUUGCUUGCUUCUUUCAUUUAUCUUGGG